Adineta steineri is the source of this 213-nucleotide messenger RNA. The record is from the annotation of a GenBank genome assembly. NCBI's taxonomy places the organism in Eukaryota, Metazoa, Rotifera, Eurotatoria, Adinetida, Adinetidae.
AUGUAUCUAUUCCUAAGCUUUGUAUUUAUUCUGUACGCUUCAUAUCGAUUAUAUCAACAUUUUUUUCCACCACCAAACAUUGAUCCAAAUGGUAAAUAUGUCUUAAUUUCAGGAUGUGAUACUGGUUUUGGUCAUGGAUUAGCUAUCGAACUUGAUCAACAAGGUUUCAAUGUCCUUGCUGGUGUUUAUCUUCAAGAUAAUAUCAUUUCAUUA